UAUGAGAAUUUCACAAAAAGUCACAAACAUUAAUUCACAGCUGUUCUGGAGACUAAAGUUUUGGCCUGCAACAUCGAUAAAGUCAUUGCAAUAUUUGUUUUCAUGCGAAGAAAUUAGGAAAAACCGAACUACGUUUCUGCUGUGGUGACCUUGACCUUUUCAGUUUACAAGAAGAAAUCGACAUGUUGUCUGCUAGCUGCAUCACCUUGGCAAGAUGUGUUCCCAAAUCUGGAUUAAUGGGGACAAUGGCUGCUCGUUUAACACACUCGCUUCCAGACCUGCCAUACGAUUACAAUGCCCUUGAGCCAUAUAUUUCGGCAGACAUCAUGAAAUUACAUCAUGACAAACAUCAUAAAACGUACGUCACAAAUCUAAACAUAGCAGAAGAGAAAUUAUCUGAAGCUGUUGCCAAAAAUGAUGUGAAUACAUUCAUUAGUCUUCAGCCAGCAUUAAAAUUCAACGGUGGAGGUCAUAUAAACCAUUCGAUCUUCUGGGAAGUUCUUAGUCCAAAUGGUGGUGGAGAGCCAUCAGGCGAUUUAAUGGAUAUAAUUAAAAGGGAUUUUGGAUCUUUUGAUGAUAUGAAGAAAGAGUUAUCGGGGGCUGCUGUGGGAAUUCAAGGAUCAGGUUGGAGCUGGUUAGGAUUUAAUCCUGUUAGCGGAAGGUUACGUGUUUCGGUUUGUGCUAAUCAAGAUCCACUUGAAGCUACUACAGGUUUAAUUCCCUUAUUUGGUAUUGAUGUUUGGGAGCAUGCCUAUUAUCUACAGUAUAAGAAUGUCCGACCAGACUAUGUUCAAGCUAUUUUUAACAUUGCUAAUUGGAAGAAUGUUGCAGACAGACUUGCAGAGGCAAAAAUAGCCUCAUGAGAGUUUUUUUUUAAAAAUGGACAAGAGUAACAUUUGGGUAAUAAAAACCAUCUAAUUGGUUCAUUAAUAAAUUUAAUAAAUAAUUUCAUUAGGUUGGCCUGAAUUAAAACACAUUAAAUUUGCUCUAUGGAGGAUAAAUUUUGUGAAAAAGUAUAUGGUGUGAUUGCAAUAUAUAUUAAACCUUUGUGCAGAUUGAGCUUUCCAUACAUUGUCAUUAGGAAUUUGUGUCCACUAAUCCUAAUUCAUAAAUAAUAUUUACAUGGCAAGUUACCAAAGAUAUGUUGAUUUUUUUGCCCAAAUGAUAUAUAUGUUCCACUUCUAGUAUAACAAGUGCUUAACAGAGUUUUGUAAUCUAAACCAUGUUUAUUAAAUAAUGGAAAAUAUACAAAUUAUAUAAUGUCUCAUAUUUCAUGAUCUUGUUAAUUACCUAGGUAUUAUAUAAAAAAAUUAAUCUAAUUUGAUAAAGAAUCUGAUUUUUAGAUUGAUUGUUUAGGUUAGAAAUACUUAUUUAGGGUUUUGUUUUUGUUUUAGUAUGUUUGAUAAUGCUUGUGUGAAGGUGUGGCUGGGGGUGGAUUUAAAAUAAAAUACUGAUUUGCAAACAUAACUUGAAAAGAUCUUUAAUUUGGUGUUACAAUAAAAAGUUAUUAUCUAUAUCACUGUUUAGUUGUAACAAGAAGAAUGUGCACACACAACUUGAAAAGAUCUUCGAGUUGAUGAAAUAAUAAAAUGUUAUUAUCUAUAUCACUGUUUAGCUGUAACAAGAAAAAUGUGCAAACACAAUUUGCAAAGAUCUUCGAGUUAUUGAAAUAUGGAAAUUUAUUUCUUUAUAUCUUUGAACUUAGUUUUAAAUUGAAAUUAUGAUGUCUUUAAAGAUCACCGGAAAAGCUUCAUAAUUGUUUUAAAUAAUGCAAGUAAUUAUGUCAACAUAUCCUUUUAUAAGUAUAACACAAAACCGAAUGUCAAUAUUACCUGCAACAGGUAAAUUUCAUGUUAGCAAUUUCCGCUGUUCUGCGAAAGUAGUCAUAAAUUUCCGCCAAUAAACAAUCUGUGACGUCAUUUUAGUCCUUCUGCUCAUAGAAAUAUAGACUAGAAUAUGAGCAGGACUAAAAUGACGUCAUAGGUUGUUUAUGGACGGAAAGUUACAACUACCCACAGAGAAAGUCAGAAAUUACUAACGCUGUAAUUUACCUGUUGUAGGUAAUAGUGACAUUCGGGUUUGUGUUAUACUUAUGGAAAGGAUAUGUUGACAUAAUUACUUGCAUUAUUUAAAAAAAAAAAUGAAGCUUUUUCGGUGACCUUUUAAAGGAAUUUAGUGAAGCAUUAUCUAUAUAAUACAGACAACCAAGUUUAUUAAUUUCAAUGUGUCAAUGAGGGUACUAUUCAAGCAUUUAUAAAAUUAUGAUGUAAUUGUGUACAAAACCAAAAAGUUAUUAUUAUCAUUAUCCCUGUUGUAACAAAAAUCUUGAAAGUUUUAGAAUGAAGUUGGAUGUCAGUAUUGCCAGUAAUUUUGGUGAAGAGGUACUUAGAGUAAUUAAUUCACUUGUUUUCUUUUUCUUGUUAUUAUGAAGAGUGAGGGUUAGAUUGUCACAUGGUCUGUGCUUUUGAUCACAAGGUUUGUCAUUGAGUCCUGUGGUUUUUCCCUGAAUCAUCUGGUUUCCUUACAGUGUUAAAGACCCCUACGAACAAGCCAAUUAUUGAAAUAAAAUUGUACCAUAUGUUGGUCCUGAAAUGACCUAGUUUGUGUCAGUGGAUGUUAAAACUCUCUCUUUCUCUCUCUAAUAAUAACAGAGGGAGAGGGUUUAACAUCCACUCGACACAAACUAGGUCAUUUCGGGACUAACAAAUGGUUCAAUUUUAUUUCACAAAUUGUCUUGCACAUAGGGGUCUUUAGCAGUGGGAGGAAGCCGGAGGAAAUCGGAGAAAACCCACGAGGUUGGAUAGGUGACCGUACUCCUUGUCACAUUCAAGCGGGGAAUUGUUAUUAUGAAGAUAGAUUUACAGGCAAUAUGACAGGUUUAUAUAAAUGGAAUUAAGUUUUAAUCCAGAAAAAUAAAAACUUUGAUAAUUA
Patella vulgata (common limpet) is the source of this 2931-nucleotide messenger RNA. RefSeq names its product superoxide dismutase [Mn], mitochondrial. Gene Ontology annotation, biological process: superoxide metabolic process. Gene Ontology annotation, molecular function: metal ion binding; superoxide dismutase activity. Gene Ontology annotation, cellular component: mitochondrion. Bases 183 to 863 code for a protein of 226 amino acids. NCBI's taxonomy places the organism in Eukaryota, Metazoa, Mollusca, Gastropoda, Patellidae. The transcript has 4 exons. The record is from RefSeq and is a predicted model, not a curated record.